Molecule: messenger RNA, 1239 nt
Organism: Cryphonectria parasitica EP155
Lineage: Eukaryota; Fungi; Ascomycota; Sordariomycetes; Diaporthales; Cryphonectriaceae
Exons: 5
Coding region: 1-1239 (412 amino acids)
Biological process (GO): L-phenylalanine catabolic process; L-tyrosine catabolic process; homogentisate catabolic process
Molecular function (GO): fumarylacetoacetase activity
Source: RefSeq, a predicted model, not a curated record
AUGGCGUCCUUCACUUCUGACCCAGACAGUCCUUUCACUAUCUACAAUCUCCCGUACGGCGUCAUCACCUCCACAGAGAACAAGAACAAGCGAUGCGCCACUACGCUAGGGUCCUUUGCAGUCGACUUAAGCGUGCUAUAUGCCGACGGCAUCUUUGCGGGCGUACCGGGCCUAGACGAGAACUUGUUUGCGCGUGAAUACUUAAAUGCCUUCGCCGCUUUACCCAAGGCUUCACGAAAGCUUGCGCGCGAGAGGCUGACGGAAUAUCUCUCCGGGGAAGAAGCGCAUGCCUAUCCGGCCUUUAUACCCCUCAACGAGAUCGAGAACCAUUUUCCUAUGGAUACUCGCAACUUUUCCGAUUUCUAUUGCUCUUUGGAGCAUACCAAAAAUGACGGUGUGAUCAGUCCCAAUUGGUUCAACGCCCCUAUGGUUUACAAUGGACGAACGUCGUCGCUGGUAGUCUCGGGUACGCCAGUCCACAGACCGUACGGCAUCUUCCCACAUCCACGCGCAGAGAAGCGGCAGCCGAUGUUCCAGCCAGAAACCCAUAUGGACUUCGAACUCGAGAUGGGAGUAUUUCUUUCCGAGGGCCUGUCCCGGGGCCAGAGGCUGAGAAUUGGUGAGAGCAGUGACAAGGUGUUUGGCUUCGUGCUGCUCAACGACUGGUCUGCCCGGCAGAUCCAGUUGUUCGAGAUGGCACCGCUUGGUCCUUUUCAUUCCAAAGGAUCAGCAACCUCCAUCUCACCCUGGAUAGUCACCGUGGAGGCUCUAGAGGCAAGCAUCUGCGCCAGACACGCGGACCAAGAGGUAGAGCCGCUGCCCCAUUUGCGUUAUCCUCAUGAGGCGAGAGCGACAUUCGAUAUUGAGCUCUCUGCCAAGAUCAUCCGAGAUGAUGUCUCGUAUACCAUCUGCGAGACCAAUCUCAAGGAACUCUACUGGACCCCUUUCCAGCAACUCACGCACCUUGCCAGUGCUGGUGAAGGACUAGCAGCUGGAGACUUGUUCGGGACUGGGACGAUUUCAAGUGACGUAAGGGAAAAGACUGGGCUUGGCUGCCUCUUUGAGCGUACCAGUCCAUCCAACUACCUGUCUUCCGCGCCCAAAGAUGUUGCAGAAUCGUUCCUGAAGGAUGGGGACCGGGUAGUGAUAGAGGGCUGGUGUCGUGAACCAGAAACAGGCAAGAAGCUUUUCGGAUUUGGCACGUGUGAAGGAGAGCUUCUAAGGCCUGUCGAGGAGUGA